CGCCCCUGUCCCGGCAGCGGGAGGUUGAAGCGCCUGAGGGGAGCGAGGCAGGGAAGGGAGGCUCUGCAAGGUUUUUUCCUCUUUCACCCUGUCUUGGGGGGUUUGUGUUCCCCGAGGGGCCUCCUUUCGCUCCUCAGCCCUGCGGGUUGGUGCUGUUGCUGCGGUUUUGGGGUGCAGCACCUCAAAACGAGCUCCACGGGACUGUGGCCUUGCUUAUGGGCUGCCCAGCCUUCGUCCUGCUUCUCUGCGGGUGGAAGACUAGCAAGGCAAAAGCUGUGUUGAGUGUUAAUAGAGCCUUUUGUUGUUGAGACUGUAAAAGGAGUGCGUACCAUUAUAUAACGUAGCUAUAAGCAGGAAAACUGAGGACGUAGUUACAGACGUACCCAAAGUGCAAAAGUCAAAGACUGCUAUUCAUCUCAAGAUGGAAGAGUCAGUGCUGGAUAAAUUGCCAUCUUUGUGCAAUACUCCAAAGGAUUCUGGAGCAGCACCUGCACAGGGGACUAGUUCAGCAAAGCAGCAAAUGAGUGCAGCUCUGAGGGAACGAUUACGGAAAACAAGACGUUCAUUUAAUGCCAAUUUUACAGUGGCAAAGCGCCUCAAAAUAGACACAGAAGAAAAAGACUCUGCUGGUGCUGACACAGGGUGCUUGCCAGAGACAAGUACAGACUGUUCCAGAUUACAAGAUGGUUCUCAAAACCUGGAAGGAAAUGGCACUGGACACACAUGUUUCAAAAGUUCCUCACAGGAGAGUGAUCCCUGUGGAUCAGCAGAGAAUUCAGAUGUGCCACAGGCUGAUCUUGGUCAGCAGCAGUCCCUGGAAGAAAAAGUAAAGCUGGUGAAACAAGUGCAAGAGAAGGAAGAGCUACUGCGUAGGCUCAAACUGGUGAAGAUGUAUCGGUCCAAGAACAACCUGUCUGAGCUGCAGGCUUUGAUAGUGAAGUGGAGAAGUAGCACCCAGCUGAUGCUGUAUGAGCUGCAGUCAGCCUUUUCUGCAGAUGGCAAGAAAGUGAGUCUCACUGAGCUCAUCGAUACUUUCGGCCUAGAAGACCAAUUACUGCACUACAGCAGAACAGAAGAAGAUUUUGUAGAUAUGUAAUCUACAGCUGUAGAGCUUCCUUUGCACAGACAGAAAAGCAGAAAAGACUGAAUAAAUUCUGAUUGUGUCAGAAGUGUUGGUCAGACAAUGGACUUCAUGCUUUGGGGUUAGGAGGCUUUCUCCAGAGAUACUUGUAAAGCUGUGAACAUACAUACAGUAGGCACUGUAAAAUAAAUUACUUAUGGAAAAAAAAUCAAACUUGGUGAUGUUUUGGAGAAUCUGGCUUAAUGACUUGGUCAGUGAUUUUUUAUUUAAUAAAAAUAAAGUCAUAGUUUAACAGGUAGAAAGCAGUUCAUUUUUGAUUAGUCUCUGCAUGGUCAGAUGGGGAAGAGUUCAGUUUGUUUGUAGAUACACCCAUUUUACAAAUGUCUUCUGGUGCCAGUCAGCCAAUGAAGGCUAAUGACAGCAUUGUGUGAGUUAAGUGAAGAUAACUAGUUCUCAUGAUGUUAAUAUUCCAGAGCUGAGAUAAGAUGUUCUCACUGGCUUUAACUCUGACUGAGGGAAAUGUGCCAUAAUGCAGUGCUUUCAGGUGCUGGUCCAGACAAUCUCCUCAGGGCUGCUGCCUCACAAGCUUUCUGCCACAUCCUGAGGUAAUAGAAAGGAAGGCAAGAAAAUUGAAACCAACUUUCUACUCAUCUACUACAUGUGAGAGCCAAGGUGUUUUCUCUCUUCAAAUAAAUAAGAAAAACAAGGCCUUGUUUAAUGGAAUUGCUUCAAACACAGCAUCAUAAAGCUGAAUAAAUUUUUACCAUUUCA
Poecile atricapillus (Black-capped chickadee) is the source of this 1852-nucleotide messenger RNA. RefSeq names its product SWI5 dependent homologous recombination repair protein 1 (gene SFR1). The coding region runs from base 422 to 1096 and encodes 224 amino acids. Gene Ontology annotation, cellular component: Swi5-Sfr1 complex. NCBI's taxonomy places the organism in Eukaryota, Metazoa, Chordata, Aves, Passeriformes, Paridae. The transcript is spliced from 4 exons. Gene Ontology annotation, biological process: positive regulation of DNA-templated transcription; double-strand break repair via homologous recombination. The record is from RefSeq and is a predicted model, not a curated record.